CUACGCGAUUGCUACCCUGUAAUAGCAGUGUGCUUUCGUCUUCAUCUUUCAUCUUUCAUCUUUCAUCUUGUCCUCAACAACUGUUCUGUCCUAUACACCCUUCAGCGUGAAUCGUCUCCCUCUAGGGUUCACCAUAUCAUCCCCACACACUCAUUUCCGUACUCGGACGUCCUAUCUCAUCGCGGCACCCUGUUAGCUGUGCUACGGCACCCGGCACACACAGCCUUUCCCACUCCACGACUCACGUUUGUCAUCGACUAUUACAUAGGGCGAAUCGCGGUCCAGACCAUUCUCUCAUAACACACAGCAUAGUUUGUAUUCACAGCUACAAGCACAAGCCAGCCAAUUUUUUCAUCGACAUUACGAGCAGGUCUAAACGUCCUGUCACAAUCAUUGUAUAUUCUUAUUAUCUUUUCUGAAUCCACUCGUGACUCGCCCGCGAUCCGUGUAUCCCUGUAGACAUUUGCGUUGCUUUCUUCAUUCACAGACAGCUUUAUCGAACGCGUGACAGGCUACCCGAAUCUUUCUUGGCACUGCUCUUCAUCCAACCAUGUCUAUUCCCGACAAUCCCUUCCAGCCUCCUACAGACACAUCGCCACCGACUUUACAGCUGGAGGCCACCAGUCACGACGAUGGCCAGUCUAUCAAAUCGGGUAUCAAUGGCAGUCCCAUGCCCGCGGGUUCUCCUCAUUCCCAUCUUUCUCCUCCAUCUGAGAUAGCCUCUCCGCGUCCAGUGUUAUCGAAUCUUCAACACUUGGGUCCAGGUGUCAAAACUCCGCGACGCGUACAAUGGACGUCUGAUCCCCAUAUCGUCCAGCUUCAACCUGUAGAGCCCGCCCCAGGUUCUCCGCAGACUCUCGAUCCCAGUAAUAUCGACGAAUUCCGGGACGCGUUAGAAAGGCACAGAUCUGGAGGUGCCGGAAGACGUCCCCCUAGUCAGCUUAGCAGACAAAGCAGUGCAAGUGGAAGCGUUACGCGCCAUGGAACAGACGACGAAGAAGAUUAUGACUAUCGAACUGAUGUUGAUCCUCCUCAGCGCCCAGACAUCGAGAGGCACGAUACCGAUGAAACAAUGUACGAAUCAAAUCUCAUUGAUAACGGUAUGCGUGGUCAUGUCUCUCAGUAUAUCGCACCAGGAGAAACAGACGGACUUCCCAAUAUUCCGCAAAUGUCGAGGGAGAAUCAGAACGACACAGCUAAAGAUCUAGUCAGGGCCCACACUGGCAAGUGGGGUGUGUUGAGAAGAAGGGUGAGGGGUGCUGGAGCUGUCAAAGGGGCUCUUAAUGCAGCAGCGCCAAACAGGAAACGUGGUGACGAUGGAGAGGAGGAAGAGAAACGAAGGAGUGGUGAGCACGACAGGGCUUCUCAAGAUGCCUUUGCCGCGAGAUAUCCGGAGCCUAGAAAAGGUCCGUCGGCUGGCGGUUUUGGCGGAGGGGCUGUUCCCGGUGGAGCUUCUGUUCUAUCUUCUCUCCUAGCAUUAUACGGUCAGCAGAAUGACCAACAUUCUGCCAAUACUUCUGCCGCCAGUUCAAGGCGAGGAUCUGAAGAUGAGUAUUCGUCUGGAGAUGAGCGAUCAGCUGCUAAAGGGGGAAGACAUGCGUGGCGGCACCUCGGCAGGCGAUCGGCAGACGAAGGUCUUCCUGCAUUUGCAGUGCAUGAUCAACCUCGUCCGUCCAACGUGCAACCUCCCCGCGUUUCCCAAGGUUCGCUGGAUCCCAAUGAUCCGACUUCUCCAACCUCACCAGGUUUCGGCCCCGAUUCAGGUCAAGAUCACGAAUAUUCGCGUACCCAAUCUAGGUACGACGACACACCUGGAUCCCCUGGAUUCAAGGGAUUCUUCCAGAGGGCAAAGGAGCAGCUGCAGUACAAUCGUCCGGACGCAGCUAGGAACGCGGGAGGUGUAUUUGGCGCUCUCAUUCAAAAUACUCAAAACCUUUCAGGUGCUGCUACUCCGGCCGCUUCCACUCUUGCCCCGGCUGCUAGGCGCCCCGGUUAUCAGUUGAACAGGUACUCACUUGGGGAUGUCAACGAUGAGACGCGUAAGGGGCCUUGGCGACCGCCUUCCCGUCCCAGUUCUGGAGCGGGCUCCCGAAGUGGUUCUCGUCCGGCAUCCAUUCAUUCAUCUACAGCCGUUUCCGGCAACGGCGAGUCUCCCAAGGAUGACAGCGGCAACUCUUUCGGUGGCAAGAAAGCUAUAUCGAGCGACGACCUUAUGAGCAUGCGUAAAGCAAACGAGAGUACUUUAAGCCUUGGGGGCAAAAAACGUCCCAAAACGGGCUUGCAUCUCGAGUCAUUGGCCCAUCUCCCUGUCGCAGCGGUAAAAGGCGGCGGAAAGCAAAUCAAGAAUGCCGAAAAGUGGCUGCUCGGCGGGAAAACGCCUUUGGGAUCAACGCCUCCUGAGAAAGGCGGUGCCGAUUACUUCCACAGGCCAUUGACUGAAGAUGAGCGGCGUCGAAAGGAGUGGGAAGCGGAAAAGAAAAAGAGAAAGAAGGCGAGGGAGGCUAGGAAGAAGCAGGAGAUCUUUAUUAUUCAACACGUUGCUGCCAUUCUGUCGAGACAACAGUUCUUGCUCAAGCUUGCUCGUGCCUUGAUGAUGUUUGGCUCUCCUUCUCACCGUCUUGAGACGCAAAUCCAGGCUACUGCCAAGGUGCUUGAGAUCAAUUGUCAAGUCGUCUAUCUUCCUGGAACUAUGCUCGUCUCUUUUGGUGAUGACGCUACACACACGUCCGAGACCAAAUUCUUGAAACAGUCUACUGGCCUCGAUCUAGGCAAGCUUCAAGCCACCCAUCACCUGUAUUGGAAUGUCGUCCAUGACAAGAUGUCUGUUGAUCAGGCCAGCAAAGACCUUGAUGUUUUGAUGACGACGCCAGUCUACUAUACUUGGUGGCAGACUCUGGCUAUCGGUGCCCUUUGUUCCGCAUUUAUUUCUGUGAUGGCUUUCUAUGGUUCUUUCAUCGACGCCCUCAUGUCCAUGGUACUCGGUGCUACACUCGUCGGUGUUCAAAUGCUUGCGGCUCGAAACGACAUGUUCUCCAACGUAUUUGAAAUCGCCAUUGCCACGCUUAUUUCCUUUGUUGCUGCAGCUCUGGCCUCGACAAAGGUUUUCUGUUAUACAGCGUUGGUCAGUGGUGGAGUAGUUUUAAUCCUUCCUGGUUAUAUCGUCUUGUCGGGCGCUUUAGAGUUGGCUUCCAGAAACAUCACUGCAGGCGCUGUACGAAUUGGUUAUAGUGUUAUCUACUCUCUUUUCCUCGGUUUUGGUAUUUCCAUGGGUGCCGUCAUCUAUUCCAAGAUAACGAAGCACGAUGUGUUAAACUCAAAUGACUAUACCUGUGGGAACACUCAUUAUAGCGGGUCCCCUUGGUACAUGGAAACUCCGUCGGCUUGGUGGUACUUCUUGUGUGCCCCAGGGUUCUCCCUCGGUCUAUCACUCAAGAAUCAGCAGCCGUUAUGGGCCAAAGAGCUGCCUGUGAUGGUCAUUAUUUCGUGUGCUGGAUGGACGUCCAAUCACUUUUCGGCGUUGGCGUUCCCUGGCCGAUCGGAUUUGACCUCUGCUAUUGGUAGUUUUGUGGUUGGUACCCUGGGUAACAUUUAUGGACGAUUCUCCAACGGUUCGUCUUUCCCCGUGACGGUGCCUGGUAUUCUCAUCCAAUUGCCGUCCGGUUUGUCCAACGGUGGUAUCUUCAACUUUGCGACCGAAUCGUCUAGUGGGUCUUCCACGGCGUAUAGCGACGGUUUCUCUGUGGCCGAGCAGUUGGUGGCCGUUGCGAUUGGUUUGACCGUCGGUCUGUUUGUCAGUGCGGCGGUCUGCCAUCCAUUUGGCGGCGGCCGCAGGAGAGGAGCUGGUAUCUUCGCGUUUUAGAAGGGGCGCGUGUUGCAUUGCCCAAGUAGAUUCCUGCCCGUCUGCCUGUUUCUUUCCUAGCAUAUGUGUAGAGUAACGAUAUAAAUUCCAUCAUGCAGCCAUGGCGUAC
This is a messenger RNA of Cryptococcus deneoformans JEC21, 3968 nucleotides long. RefSeq names its product conjugation with cellular fusion-related protein, putative. Gene Ontology annotation, biological process: transmembrane transport. NCBI's taxonomy places the organism in Eukaryota, Fungi, Basidiomycota, Tremellomycetes, Tremellales, Cryptococcaceae. The transcript has 11 exons. The record is from RefSeq and is a predicted model, not a curated record. Gene Ontology annotation, molecular function: transmembrane transporter activity. Bases 551 to 3859 code for a protein of 1102 amino acids.